AUGCCUCGCGUGGAAUGCGUGCUUUGCAAGAGGCUCCUCUCAGGGUACGAGUUUCGCUCCUACGCGGUGGAGUUCGCGUAUUGUGAUCGAUGCCACAGGGGCCGGAUCCACAGGCUGGAGUCGCUGGUGGGGAGCUUGCAAGCCGCGCAGCAGCGCCUCCGGGACGAGGAGCGGCGCCUGCAAGCCGUGGCGCGCCAGGCCGAAUUCCUUCGCGCCUGGGACCAGGACACCCUCGAUUUGCCGCUGUCGGAUGUGACGCUCAAGGCGUGUGAUGGGCCGGAUGUGUGCGCGCACAAGGCGAUCCUGGCGCCCCUGUGGUUUUUGUUUGUCUGCCUGUUUCUAGCGCAGGCGGGGAAGUCACCUGUGUUUAAGGCCAUGUUUAGUGCUCAAAUGAAGGAAGCCCAAAGCGGUGUCGUCCGAAUCGACGACUUCUCGCACGAUGUGUUGGAAGCGUUUGUGCGCUUCUUCUACACCGCCACAGUGUGUCCCGAAGUGCUCAAGAAACAUGCCGCGUCUCUCUUCUGUGCUGCAGAGAAAUAUGGCGUCAAGCUCCUCAAGGCCGUGUGCGAGGAGUUUCUAGUCAGCAACGUCUCCCGGGACAACGCCAUCAACCUCUUGGACCUGGCUCGAAAGUAUGACUCGGAGACUGUCAAGGACGCGGUGCUCCGGACGGCCUCCAUGGACAUGCAAGUGUUGCCGACGUUCGGGGACUACAGCAUGUACGCGGAGAAGGAUCCCAAGCUCCUCGUCGAGCUCUACGAGGGGCUUGUCAAGCGGAUGUCACGCAAGAGAAGCAGGAUUGUCGCAGGUAAUGAUGGCCAAGGGGACUCGUCCAGAGCUAAGAUUGCUGCCAUCCAGAGAAACGAGGAAGAAGUAGCGCCUGGGUCAUGACAAGAGGGGAAACAACGCAAAGUUCUCGUCGCCUGGCUCGCGCUCGUGAUCACGACAAGUAAGCUCCUUGUUAUUACGCUUGAGAAGAUCGAAGUUUUCCUCGUUCCAGAUCAAUCAUAGAGCUACUCCUGAAUAAUUCUCGAGAAAAAAAAAAACGCCUGAGCAAGCGAGCCCGAGAAUGCGAUUGAUAGGCAAGGCAAAACAAAGAAAAAAUCUCGCAAAGUGAAAUGUGGGAACCAUGGGUUGGA
Messenger RNA from Selaginella moellendorffii, 1139 nucleotides. RefSeq names its product BTB/POZ domain-containing protein At4g08455. Gene Ontology annotation, molecular function: protein binding. The coding region runs from base 1 to 891 and encodes 296 amino acids. The transcript has 3 exons. NCBI's taxonomy places the organism in Eukaryota, Viridiplantae, Streptophyta, Lycopodiopsida, Selaginellales, Selaginellaceae. The record is from RefSeq and is a predicted model, not a curated record.